This is a messenger RNA of Periophthalmus magnuspinnatus, 3547 nucleotides long. RefSeq names its product G protein-coupled receptor kinase interacting ArfGAP 2b (gene git2b). The record is from RefSeq and is a predicted model, not a curated record. The coding region runs from base 343 to 2445 and encodes 700 amino acids. The transcript has 19 exons. Gene Ontology annotation, biological process: regulation of ARF protein signal transduction; brain development. NCBI's taxonomy places the organism in Eukaryota, Metazoa, Chordata, Actinopteri, Gobiiformes, Gobiidae. Gene Ontology annotation, molecular function: GTPase activator activity; protein binding.
GUCUUUGUUUGUGGAAGAGGAAGGAAACAGCCCAGCCUCUGAAACUCUGAGUCUGAGUGAGACAGAGUCUGUCUCUGUGUCUCUGAGUCUCUGAGUCUCUGAGUCUCUGUGAGAGCCGGAGCCUGUGUCUCUGUGUCUCUGAGUCUCUGAGUCUCUGUGAGAGCCGGAGCCUGUGUCUGUGUGAGUCUGAGUCUCUUCGUCUCUUCUGGCGGCUCUUGUUUUGUUCAGGCUGGACUCUCGUCUCUGCUGCUGUGUCCAGGACCGUGUCCACACUGUCCACACUUCUGUCCACACAGAUAAAGUCUCUGUGCUUCUUGUGGCGCGGACAUUUGGACCAGAGGGAUGUCCAAGAGACUGAGGAGCCGAGAAGUGUGUGCGGACUGCAGCGCCCCGGAACCUCGCUGGGCUUCGAUCAACAGAGGCGUGCUCAUCUGUGACGAGUGCUGCAGCAUCCACCGAGGUCUGGGACGACACAGCUCCCAAGUGCGGCAUCUGACUCACUCCUCAUGGCCCCCCUCACAGUUACAGAUGGUGCAGACGCUGUACGGAAAUGGGGCGAACUCCAUCUGGGAGCACACGCUUUUGGACCCCUCCGCCUCAGUCAGUGGGAAGCGCAAAGCCAACCCUCAAGACAGAGUUCACCCAAACAAGACCGAGUUCAUCAAGGCUAAGUAUCAGAUGCUGGCUUAUGUUCAUCGGAUGCCUUGUCGUGAAGAUGACAGUGUCACUGCCAAAGACCUCAGCAAGCAACUCCAUUCGAGUGUUCGCACUGGAAAUCUAGAAACGUGCCUCAGACUCUUGUCUUUAGGAGCUCAGGCCAAUUUCUUCCAUCCAGAAAAAGGAAACACUCCUCUUCACAUAGCAGCAAAAGCAGGACAAGUUUUACAAGCAGAACUUUUAUCUGUUUAUGGAGCCGACCCCGGAGCUUUGGACUCCUGCGGAAAGACACCGAUUGACUAUGCAAGACAAGCCGGGCACCAUGAACUCGCAGAACGACUCGUGGAAAUCCAGUACGAGCUCACGGACCGCCUCACGUUUUACCUGUGCGGCAGGAGGCCAGAUCACAGAAAUGGGACACACUUCAUUAUUCCACAAAUGGCAGACAGCCUGGAUCUGUCAGAAUUUGCAAAAGCUGCAAAGAAGAAACUCCAGUCGCUGAGUAAUCAUCAGUUUGAGGAACUCGCCAUGGACGUCUACGAUGAAGUGGACAGAAGAGAAACAGAUGCAGUUUGGUUGGCGACACAGAACCACAGCACACUCGUCACAGACACAACAGUCGUACCGUUCCUGCCAGUUAAUCCAGAAUAUUCUUCUACCAGAAAUCAGGGUCGUCAGAAGUUGGCCCGGUUCAGUGCCCAUGAGUUUGCCACACUCGUCAUUGAUAUUUUGACAGAUGCAAAACACAGACAAUGGGGCAACACCUGUGAAAGUCCAAAAGAUAAUGUAGAGCUGAUUCUUCAGGGAAUAAACAGUCGCCACAACAGUGAGAGCCAAGAUAAUGAUUAUGACAGUGUGGCGUCAGAUGAAGACCCAGUGCAAGAGGCGACCUGCAGUGACAGCUGUAACGACGGACGCACUAAGAGUUCAGAGUCGUCAGACCUGUCGGAUGGACCAAUCACAGUCCAAGAAUUUAUGGAGGUGAAAAGUGCUCUCACAGCGUCAGAAGCAAAAAUACAACAGCUCCUCAAAGUCAACUGCCAUUUAAGUGAAGAACUGAGGGUGAUGCAAAGCAAGCUGAACUCCCUGCAGACUGAAAACACGACGCUCAAAUGGCAGGCUCCCAGCGGACCUCAGCCGCCUCAGGGUCCCUUCGGUCGACAGCCGCUUCGGGGGGGCCGCGCUCUGUCCAUGUACGAGACGGGCUCUAAUCUACGACAGUACCCCCACCGCGCGGAGCCGGCUCGGAGCGACGAUGGAGUCGUUUUACAGCCCUUCCAGACUAAUGGCUGCAGCCUGGAAGCACAGAGCACAGUGAUGGAGAACGACUAUGACCCCGCCCCAAACCACUCUGAGCUUGAAGACGCUGGUCCUCUUCAAGCCACAGACACUGAUCCAGGCGCUGAGGAGGACGGCACUUUGCCCUGUACCGAGGACGUCAUCUGUAAGACGGAGCAAAUCACUAAGAACAUACAAGAACUUCUCCGUGCUGCUCAGGAGACGAAACACGACAGCUUUCUGCCCUGUUCAGAGAAGAUCUGUCUGGCUGUGACAGAGAUGGCCGCCCUCUUUCCCAAGAGGCCUUCCUCAGAGACGGUCCGUGGCUCUCUGUGUCUGCUCACUUCCAGUGCCAGUCGUCUCCAUGGAGAGUGUCUGAAGGCUGCGGAGCAUUGCCCCUGUCCAUCAGACAUCCAGCUGGUCACUCAGCAGGUCAUUCAGUGUGCCUACGACAUCGCCAAAGCUGCCAAGCAACUUGUCACUGUGACAACCAAAGAAAACAACAACUGAGUAAAGUAAUAUUCCAGAUACCCACAAAGUAAACCUGACUUUGUGCCAUAUUUACUAUCGUAUGUGUCAUUUACAUGAUUUAAACUUUCCACUAACAUUGUAUUCCACUGGGCACAAGUUCAUUGUAAUUCCUCCUAAUCCAAUGGAUAUAAAGUUUAGUUUGUUUUUCCUCAGACUUAAAUGAUGUACACACUUUGGAUGUUGAAUGUCAUUGUACAGAAGUCAAACUCUUGGCUCUUUCACUGCGUGGACUUGAUGUUACUGUGCUGUUGAGCCUUAAUUAUUGACCAAUUGGGAAAAAAAUGCCAGUAUGUUACUUCUCCAGUGUUACAAAUAUAAACAUGACUAGUUCCAUAAAAAUACAAAACAGUAAAAUGUUGUUAACCCAUAUUUCAGAGUGUUUUCUACUGUUAAAGUCACAAUCGGGAACAUUCCCACAGCCCGAGGCAGUAGACAGUUUUCUCUCAUUUAAAUUAAGAGUUUAUAAUCUUUAUUUGGAUUUUAACAGCCAUAUUCUGUUUUGGUGUUUGAAUGUGUGGACCAUUAAGUGUUUUAAUCUGUUUUAAAUGUUGUAAGUCUUAAGCAGAUUCUACAGAUGUUAUUCUAUUUAUAAAUGUACGUCAGACCUCUACAAAGACCAGUGUUUAUUUUCAUAAGCUUUUCUUUAACUUAAUCCUCUCACGUGGAGAGAUGUGUGUAGCUCACGGUUCAGUGUGGGUCUGUGUGGUACAGUGAUCCACUUUACACCACUGUGGUUUACACUCAUAAUGUCACCUGUGACUGUUUGUGUGACUGACCCAGAGCAGGUUUGACCCAGAGGAAACAGAACCAGAAUCACACAGUUUAGACACAGAUCUGCCUCUGAUGAAUAAAUGAAUUUAACAUUAGGACUGAUGUGUCAUUCAUGUUAAAUCCUCCUCAUUGGAAUGUUUCCUAAUCUCUGUAAAUCCAUUUAUAUUAUUAUUAGAAUAAUAUAUAAUAAUAAGAUUAAGUCUAUUAAAGUGAAGCAGUUUUGAUCCACGUGGAGCUAAAUCCAAUAAAUGGAUAAUAAUAAAAGUAAAAACCCUCCUGAUGUUGAGUUUCCUCCUGGUUGGACCUGUCU